AUGAGUGACCUUGCCAAUAAAACAGCUUUAGUUACAGGAGGAGGUUCGGGGAUCAAUCUGGAACUUGCAAAGGCUCUUAGAGACAAGGGAUGCGCAGUCCUUAUCGCUGACAUCGCACUGACUCCCACUGCCGCAGCAUGGCUCAAGUCUCUUGGAAACCAAGCCAGCCCCCGAGUGGUAUUUCACAAGACGGAUGUAACGUCACUGGAUCAAUUAGUCGAGAUGUUCGAGGUCUUUGGCAAGAAGAUCGGCGGAGUACCUGAUAUCGUAGUGCCAGGCGCGGGCGUGUACGAAGGGUCCUUUCCUGGGUUCUGGAAUGACAAGGACAAAACGCUCAACUACGGGAUUCUUGACAUUAAUGUGUUGCACCCUAUCAGAACGACACGUAUCGCGAUCCGAAAGAUGCGAGAGGCCAAAAAACCGGGCACCAUCCUUCAUCUCUCAAGUAUUACAGCCCAAAAGCCUUCGGUUGUUCUUCCACUUUAUGCCGUAUCCAAAGCUGCUAUCAGCCAAUUCGUCCGUUGCAUGGCACCGCUCGACGAGAUGUGCGGUAUCAGAGUAGUUGGCAUUGCGCCAGGGCUAGUUGACACGCCUCUGCUUCGUAAUAACUCGGGAUCACAGAAUCACGUUGAUCCAUCCCAUGACUUUUUGUUGCCUCCUCAGGAAGUUGUGAAGGCGAUGAUGGCAUUGCUCACUGAGACUAAGUACGUUGGGGGGACUGUUCUAGAGGUUGGCGAUAUUGGGAGUUGGAGGGAGGUGCACAUACUGGGAGAUGCUGGUCCCCAGGGCCGAUCAACCCGUGCAAGAGCCAAGACAGCCGUUGCCACACUCAACCUUGCAAAGACGUUGGUGGGAGACGAGGCGAGUGUGUCUGGGUCCUCUAAGCUAUAA
Fusarium musae is the source of this 891-nucleotide messenger RNA. RefSeq lists its product as uncharacterized. The record is from RefSeq and is a predicted model, not a curated record. Gene Ontology annotation, molecular function: oxidoreductase activity, acting on the CH-OH group of donors, NAD or NADP as acceptor. Gene Ontology annotation, cellular component: cytoplasm. The coding region runs from base 1 to 891 and encodes 296 amino acids. NCBI's taxonomy places the organism in Eukaryota, Fungi, Ascomycota, Sordariomycetes, Hypocreales, Nectriaceae. The transcript is spliced from 3 exons.